Pleurotus ostreatus (oyster mushroom) is the source of this 648-nucleotide messenger RNA. RefSeq lists its product as uncharacterized. The transcript has 6 exons. NCBI's taxonomy places the organism in Eukaryota, Fungi, Basidiomycota, Agaricomycetes, Agaricales, Pleurotaceae. Gene Ontology annotation, cellular component: extracellular region. The record is from RefSeq and is a predicted model, not a curated record. The coding region runs from base 1 to 648 and encodes 215 amino acids.
AUGCGCUGGUCUUCUGCACUCCUCUCAACUCUCACCCUGGCACUCGUGGCGAAGUCGCUGCCCAGCAGCGGCAUCAGCCAAGAAGUGUUCACGGUCGAUGAUUUCGAUCCUAGCCUCCCGGAAGCCGGUGAAAUCGUCUUCGAGCCUAUGCAUUUCGAUGCGGAGGGUUUCGAUAUCAGUGAAGGAGAAAUGGAUGCAGCUAUCAUCGCUGAUUGGAAGACUGAAGUCGUGAAGCAACACAACGCUUACCGUGCUCAAUAUGGUGCACCAGCGAUGACCUGGAGCGAUGCUUUGUAUCCUGGCACCCAACAGUGGGCCAAUCAAUGCAAGUUCCAGCACAGCAACGGGCAAGGCAAAUACGGGGAGAACCUGGCUGCUGGAACUGGGGGUAGCUACGGUUUCUCGUCUGGUCUCAAGUCUUGGAUGGACGAAGCUUCUAAAUACGAUUACAAUCACCCCGGAUUCUCGCAGGCAACUGGGCAUUUCACUCAGGUUGUUUGGAAGAGUAGCAAGCAAGUCGCUUGUGCCAUCGGAAACUGCAGGGGCGGGACUAUAUUCCAGCAGCCAUCCAAGUAUGUUGUCUGCCGUUACAGUCCGCCGGGAAACUUCGCUGGCCGCUAUGUGGAGAACGUCGGACGCCGCAAGUAA